CGAGCCUCCUGCUGCGCGCUAGUGUGCUGAGGCGACUGGGGUUCGCUCGGUGAGUGAUUGGGUGGGCCGGCUAUAUGAGCAGUCUCGUCGCGAGGAUCGGCACCGUCGUGCGGUCAUCUAUGGCGGCCACGGCCGUCGCUGGCGUCGGGAGGGAAGCUAGCUCCCAGAAGCGGCCACGUCGGGUCAGUGUGAGAAUGGAGCGGAGCAGAGCCGGGGUCGGGGACGGUUGCUGCUGCUCCUGCUCUGGGCGCACCGGGGUGGCAACCACGGCGUUCUCGGGGCGCGCGGGGAUGGUGGUGAUCGUCGGCGCCACGGGCACGGGAAAGACCAAGCUUUCCAUCGACGCGGCGCAGGAGCUCGGCGGCGAGGUGGUGAACGCCGACAAGAUCCAGCUCUAUGCAGGCCUCGACGUCACCACCAACAAGGUGCCGCUGGCCGACCGUCGGGGCGUCCCGCACCACCUCCUCGGGGCCGUCCGCGCCGACGCAGGGGAGCUGCCGGCGGCGUCGUUCCGCUCGCUCGCCGCCGCCACUGCGGCCAGCAUCGCGUCGCGCGGCCUCGUGCCCGUCGUGGCCGGCGGGUCCAACUCGCUCAUCCACGCCCUCCUCGCUGACAGCCUCGACGCCGCGCCGCGUGACCCGUUCGCGGACUUGGAUGUCGGGUACCGGCCGGCGCUCCGGUUCCCGUGCUGCCUCCUCUGGGUCGACGUCGACGACGCGGUUCUCGACGAAUACCUCGACCGGCGCGUGGACGACAUGGUGGGCGAGGGCAUGGUCGAGGAGCUCCAGGAAUACUUCGCGACGACGUCGGCCUCGGAGCGGGCGUCGCACGCCGGCCUGGGCAAGGCCAUCGGCGUGCCGGAGCUCGGCGACUACUUCGCCGGGCGCAAGAGCCUCGACGCGGCGAUAGACGAGAUCAAGGCCAACACGCGUGUCCUCGCGGCCGUCCAGGUCGGCAAGAUCCGACGCAUGGCUGACGUUUGGGGCUGGCCCGUCCGCCGCCUCGACGCCACGGCCACCAUACGCGCGCGGCUCUCCGGCGCAGGACGCGCCGCCGAGGCCGCCACGUGGGAGCGCGACGUGCGUGGUCCAGCCCUCGCCGCGAUGCGGCGGUUCCUCGGCCGCCCCGAAUUCGACUUCCCAGCGGAGGGUCACCUAGCCGCCCGGAGACAAUGCCAUCGCGGUGGCAUGGUGGUCGGCUAAGCCCGAGAGGAAAGAAGGAGAAAAAGAGAGCUUUUGGGUUCAAAAAUUUUCGGUAAGCCGCCGAUUUUGCAGGGGUUCGGUGGCUCAUCUGACACAGGCUGGUGGGGCCACAGGGCGUGCUACAGCGAAAGACAGAGGGCAAUACAAAGCAAGCAGGAACAGAAAAAAAAAAAA
Oryza brachyantha (malo sina) is the source of this 1376-nucleotide messenger RNA. Its product is annotated as adenylate isopentenyltransferase-like. The record is from RefSeq and is a predicted model, not a curated record. The coding region runs from base 75 to 1202 and encodes 375 amino acids. Gene Ontology annotation, cellular component: mitochondrion. Lineage: Eukaryota; Viridiplantae; Streptophyta; Magnoliopsida; Poales; Poaceae. The transcript has a single exon. Gene Ontology annotation, molecular function: tRNA dimethylallyltransferase activity. Gene Ontology annotation, biological process: tRNA modification; cytokinin biosynthetic process.